AUGACGCUGAGGAUCUUGGAAGACUGGUGCAGGGAGAUGGAUGUGAGCGCUCGGAAAGCGCUGCUGAUCGCCGGCAUCCCCCAGACCUGCAAUGUGGCGGAGAUCGAGGAGGCCCUGCGGGCUGGCCUAGCUCCCUUGGGCGAGUACAGACUGCUCGGCAGGAUGUUUAGGAGGGACGAGAACAGAAAUGUAGCCUUAAUAGGUCUUACUCAGGAGACUAGUCAUGCUCUGGUCCCUAAGGAGAUACCUGGGAAAGGGCGUGUCUGGAGAGUGAUCUUUAAGCCCCCUGACCCAGAUGAUGCAUUUUUAAGCAGAUUAAAUGAAUUCUUAGAGGGAGAGGGCAUGACAUUGGGUGAGUUCACCAGAGCUCUUGGGUAUGGAAACGACCCUUUUGACCUAGACCAGGACAUGAGCCCAGAAAUACGGGCCCCUAUGUUGGCACAGGCAUUUCUUGAGGCUCUUCAGCCUGCCCUGCAGUACCUGAAAUACACAAAGCUGAGAAUAUUCUCGGGCAGUGAUCCUCCAGAACCAGACGAAGAAGAAUUUGAAUCCUGGCUGAUUCAUACUACUCACAUGAUGAAGGCAUGGCAGGUUUCAGAUGCAGAGAAAAGAAGGCGAUUGCUGGAGAGCCUUAGAGGCCCAGCAUUUGAUGUCAUUCGUGUCCUCAAGAUAAACAAUCCGUUAAUUACGGUCCCUGAAUGCCUGCAGGCUCUUGAGCAGGUAUUUGGGGUUACUGAUAAUCCUAGGAAGUUGCAGGUCAAAUAUCUAACCACUUACCAGGAGGAAGAAAAAUUGUCUGCUUAUGUACUAAGGCUGGAGCCUUUAUUACAGAAGCUGGUAGAGAGAGGAGCAAUUGAGAGAGAAGUUGUGAAUCAGGCCCGCCUGGACCAAGUCAUUGCUGGAGCAGUCCACAGAAGGCUGCGCAGGAAGCUUGCUCUGCCAGAGAAGGGCCCAGCCCCUGGCUUAUUGCAGUUACUGACACUGAUAAGGGAUCAAGAGGCAGCUGAGGAGGAGGCGGCCCUUCUCCAGGCAGGAUUGGAGGGGCAUUUCACCUGAAUCUUAGGAAACCAGGAAGGGGUAUCGGACGGUGAGCAGAGCAUGGAGGUAGAAUGGUCCAUAUACUCCAGUGAUAGACAUUACCCAGUCCCUACCUUGUGCUGCCAAAUAACUCAUUUUUGUACAGUUCUCAGUAUAAAUUCUUUGUCAUUUCUAUGCCUA
Molecule: messenger RNA, 1218 nt
Organism: Diceros bicornis minor
Lineage: Eukaryota; Metazoa; Chordata; Mammalia; Perissodactyla; Rhinocerotidae
Gene: MOAP1
Product: modulator of apoptosis 1
Exons: 1
Coding region: 1-1056 (351 amino acids)
Biological process (GO): regulation of apoptotic process
Source: RefSeq, a predicted model, not a curated record